Tribolium castaneum (red flour beetle) is the source of this 986-nucleotide messenger RNA. RefSeq names its product very long chain fatty acid elongase AAEL008004. Gene Ontology annotation, cellular component: endoplasmic reticulum membrane. Gene Ontology annotation, molecular function: fatty acid elongase activity. The record is from RefSeq and is a predicted model, not a curated record. Gene Ontology annotation, biological process: sphingolipid biosynthetic process; fatty acid elongation, saturated fatty acid; fatty acid elongation, monounsaturated fatty acid. The transcript has 7 exons. Bases 157 to 960 code for a protein of 267 amino acids. NCBI's taxonomy places the organism in Eukaryota, Metazoa, Arthropoda, Insecta, Coleoptera, Tenebrionidae.
UUCUGUAUAAUUCCUAAAACUAGCAGCAUAUACUACAUUUAUACAUUUUGAGUUGUAAUUUAUUUAAGAUUAAGGAUUAACACCUUUUAUUUUUGAUUAGUGUUAACGAACUCGCAUUUCCUUACCAAAAAUAUCGUACCCAAUAAUUAUUUUGAAAUGAUAGAUUCACAAACGUUUGAUUCAAAUUAUACAUUAUCUUUAAAAAAUUAUGAAGAUCCAAGAACUUCAAACUGGUUUCUUAUGUCAAGUCCAGGCCCUACUGUUGCCGUUUGUCUUAGCUAUGUGUUUCUUGUAAAGUUUGUAGGUCCCAAAGUAAUGGAAAAAAAGAAUCCAUUCAGUCUUAGAAAAAUACUAAUGGCUUAUAAUUUUUUUCAAGUAAUUUUUAGUGCUUGGCUAUUUUACGAAUUUUGUGCAAGUGGUUGGUUAACCGGUGAAUAUAGUUUUCGAUGUCAACCAAUUGAUAUCUCCGCCAAUCCAAGAACUAUGAGAAUGGUGAACGUCACCUGGUGGUAUUUUUUCUCAAAGUUUACAGAACUGGUCGAAACUAUAUUCUUCAUUAUGAGGAAAAAAUUUAAUCAAGUGAAUGCACUACAUGUGUUCCACCAUGGCAUUAUGCCCGUCUCUGCUUGGGUAGCCACCAAAUACUAUCCAAACGGACAUGGAACGUUUCCCGGAUUAUUAAAUACUUUUGUACAUGUUAUAAUGUAUUCUUAUUACUUCUUGAGCGCUUUUGGGCCAGAGGUGCAGAAAUAUUUAUGGUGGAAGAAGUAUUUAACAAGACUACAAAUGAUUCAAUUUGUUAUAAUAAUGUUCCACGCCUUGCAAUUACUUGUUGUUGACUGUAAUUUCCCAAGGAUCUUUAUUUGGUACAUGGGAUUGCUAGCUCUAAGCUUUUACACUUUGUUUAAAAACUUUUAUGACAAGGAAUAUAAAGCAAAGCAAAACAAUAAGUGCAAAUAAAAAUAAUUUUCUACUUCUUGGUAAAA